AUGUUGGCCAAGUGCCAUGGCGUUUUGGCCAUGCGAAUGUCGUCCGUGCGCCAGAAAUGGACACAUGCGAUGCCUCGUGACUUGAUUGCACCUUCAGCCGUCGUGGACGCAGAUCGCCCGAACGACGUGAUCAGGCAGUUCAAUGCGCUGAAGCGCAUGGCGAGACAGAAUGGUGACAUUCAAAAGGCUGCUCGGACGGUUCGCCGAGAGUUUCCAACUGACACGCGGGUCAUCAACCGCCAAAACCAGGUCUACUUUGCGAAGUGGCACUACAUGAAGUACUGUACCCAGGUGAUUCAAUACUCGAUGAGGAAAGAGCUGCGUUUGAGAGUCGACAUCGAGGAACAGGGCAGCAUCGCCCAGAAGCAAGUCCUCGGCAACGUUCCGCCGCCUGCCUGGGGAUGGACCCUCAGUUCUCAAAGCCCCGACCGUGUCUGA
This is a messenger RNA of Symbiodinium necroappetens, 438 nucleotides long. The record is from the annotation of a GenBank genome assembly. Lineage: Eukaryota; Dinophyceae; Suessiales; Symbiodiniaceae.